UGCAAACCCCGUUUCUGGGCGAACAUGGCGGCGACUUGAUAACGGCAGCGCGAUGAAGACGGAGAGGGCUUGAAAAAGAAAAAGAGGUGUGUGACAGGCUGCGGGCCCGAACACCGACACAAAGGCACGCAGCUUCGCCAUGUUGGCAGAGGAAAGCGCCUUUGUCCCUGCACCACAAAGGCCGGGGAAAACGUCAAGGCGUCGGUGAGUGUUUGUGAAAACGGGAGUCGAGGCUGCGCAGAGGAGCGGACGGAGGACAGCGGUUUCACCGCUCAGCCAUGGAGGAUGCGGCCCGUGGUCGCCUGCGCCUGAUUCCUCACCCGACCCACGCUCUUUUGGAUGGGAAUAGCCGCUGAACGCAAAGGUAAGCCGGGACAACCCACCGCCCGACACCCGAGAGGAGGAAAACGCGAAGCGGACCCCACGUCAAUGACUGUUGCGGCAGAGGAGCCCCCACGGUGGAGUCGGCCGGUUCCCAAAAUAUGACCAGGGGUGCUGGGACGUGUUGGCAGCAAGAAGAUGACGACGGCUUCCAAAUCUGGCUAGAGCCCGCCCGCGACCACCAAAAGCCAUUCACCGACUCAGAGAGGGCGCAGAGAUGGCGACUGUCCUUGGCAUCCCUCCUCUUCUUAACCAUCCUCCUCUCUGAUCACCUGUGGUUCUGCGCCGAGGCCAAUCUGGCCCGCACCCGGGACAAGUUUGCAUCCUCCCACCUCCUCUCACCCCACACCCACUCAGCACACAGCAGCCUCAGAGGAAACCCAGAUGCUAUUUUUAUAGGAAACUCUACCAAACAUUUGUGGCGCCUCGAAACUUGCCACCGGGACACUUUAUCUCGGAGCUGCUUCGCUUUCGCAGAUGCCGACCAUUUGUGCAAGGGCCUUUCCGUCAGAGAGGGGACGCGGGCUGUAAAUAUGAGCGAUUUGUACCUCUCUUUUUGUAACUCCUACUCUCUGCUGGAUUUGCUCGACACCUCCACCAGUCCGGACAAUUUGAACUGCAGCCUCGACGUGCUCGACGACGGUGACACGACCAGGUGCAGCCUGUGCGUGCAGGCGUACCAGCGUUACGACCAGCACGCCCAGGAGAAGUACGAGGACUUUGAGCUCCUGACUCAGAAAUAUGAGCCGGGGCCAUACUCAGUGAGGACGUGCAUGGAUCAGUGCAAGACGGCCUAUAAACCCUGGCUGUGUGCUCAGUAUUUCCCCACCCCUCAGAGGUCCUGUCAAAGGAAGGUACCGUGUCACCAGUACUGCCUGGAGGUCCAGCAGAGCUGCCCGUUCAUCCUGCCCGACAAUGACGACCUGAUCCAUGGCGGCAGCCCCAGUUUCAUCUGCACAGGUCUCCUGGGAGGUCAUCCAUCAGACAGCGAGGCCGAGUGCUGCGACGUCCGAUGGGAUUCCAAAAUGGAAAACCCAUCAGGGAAGGCACUAAAAAGGACUGCUUCCUCCUGCCAGCCCGAGGGGGCCACGGUUACUUCUGCUGCCCCCCCUAGACUGUGCAAUGGGCGACUGAAGAUCUGCCUGCUGGCCCUGGUUCUCCUGCACUCUGUCAUCGUCAUCUCGGCCUCCCAUAAUUCUACAUUGGUGGGUGUGGCCGCUAUCUUUUCACCAGAGGAGAGCGCGUCAAAUGAGGAGUAAAACCUUGGGGUUGAGUCAAGGCCUCAGCUCCUCCACAAUAAGAGGAGGAGGAGCUAAAAUUGGGGUUUUUCACAAUGUUGUGGUUUUCGAGAAACGCUGGAAAAGCCCCUACAAUCUGCUACAGAUGAACCACCAAAUGCAGAAGGUUGGGGGGAGCGGGUUAACUGGAGCUAAGGAUGCUGGGAAUGGACAUGGACAACAUCAGAUGUUUAAGAACCUCCCUCUCCCCAAUAACUGACCUUUUGCCACUUCAAAACCUGCUCAUUGUUUCUAUUCCAUUCACAUGUUUUUGGCUUAUUGUCCCUCCUCUUCUCCCCAUGUCCUCCCUACCUACCUCCCUUCCUCCCCUUCACCUCAUUCCUUCAUUUUCUGAGUGUGUGUGGACGCCCCAGGAAAACUGACAUCGAUGCAGGCCCUCCUCUAGAUAAUCACCAUUGACCUGCCUUUGUGUUCACGUACCAGGUUUGUUAUUUUCUCUUAGUUGUUCCAAGGUCUCCACUGACUUGACGCAGAGAUGUUUUCCUUCUCACUAUCUGGUGUGAGAUGUUGUCAGGAACCAGCUUAUCUAAACAUCACAUGAGUCUUCUCUUCUCAACUUCUCUGUUGUUUUUCUACUUUCUGAUGUCCAUCCUCUGCUAUCAUUUAAGUUUUGUUUUGUUUUUUACCGUAAGUGCUCUGAUAGUGGUGCGCUGUCUUUGGAAUUAUGAUGAAGGAAGAAUUAGUUGUGAUAUGGCUUGUGUUCACAGAGCAGAAAUGGAGUCAAGUGCUGGUAAAGUGCUGUGCUCACUUGCAGGACGAACCCAGGGGCACUAGAGGGCAGCAGCAUGAAGCCGAACCAUAAAGAGCCUCGUAUGUUCACCAAGUUAAAUUUGUGCGAAUAAGUGUCAGUGGAUAAGGGCUGUGCUUGUGUCAGUGCACAUGCAGUGUGAGGAGCUUUUAAAGGGCUGAUCCAUCUUUCUCUUUAUUAGUGUGUCACUGCACACGUCACACAGGCUUUAUUCUCUCAAGUGUUGACCAGUUCACACUGAAGUCUUUGUUUUCAGAGUUGACCUCAUUAUUCUGUCCAUGUAGUUUUGCUUAGAUGGCUCUGGUGUGUUGCUGUUGUUUUCUUCCUUUCUCCCAGAAGACUAAGGACCACAGUCUGGUGGAUCUAUGCAGAUGAGUCCCUCUGUGACCAGCGUCACCAGAAACACCCCUGUCCCCACCUAUUGGUUGUAAAUAUGUCUUGAGGAUGUUAGACCCACUCCACUCCCCUCCUCGACUUCCCAUCUCCCCCCUCACCUCCUCUCCCACUGUUGAAGUUGAGUGUUUUCUGUUUGCUCCCUUGGUUUUUGUCUGUUCUAAUGAGACUUUUUCGCAGCAUCUUUCCGUUGUCUGCAGCAGUGGUGUGCGUUGAUGAGUAGGCCUGAGCUGGAAAAGUUAAAAAGACCCGAUAAAGAGCUUUUUAAGAAGAAUAUAUUCAGACAAAAAAGAAGCAGGAACCUGUGAGGAGGAUUCAGAUGUAGAGAAAAAAGACAUGAUGAUAAAGUUGUCAUAUUAUCAUACUAGAGAUGCUUUAGUUUGCUAAUUUCCUUUCUUUUUUUCUACAAAACACUUGGAUGAAAUUAUUUAUAAGAUGCGUCCCACAAGUCAUGAUCUUUUUUGGACGUAAAACAAAUACAUUUAUUAACAUUUUGUUCAAAAGAAAAUAAAUAUAAAUUAUGUUAAACAUCAGUUGUGUUUGUGUC
This is a messenger RNA of Cynoglossus semilaevis (tongue sole), 3367 nucleotides long. RefSeq names its product NALCN channel auxiliary factor 1a (gene nalf1a). The record is from RefSeq and is a predicted model, not a curated record. Gene Ontology annotation, molecular function: stretch-activated, monoatomic cation-selective, calcium channel activity. Gene Ontology annotation, biological process: calcium ion import across plasma membrane. The coding region runs from base 483 to 1640 and encodes 385 amino acids. Lineage: Eukaryota; Metazoa; Chordata; Actinopteri; Pleuronectiformes; Cynoglossidae. Gene Ontology annotation, cellular component: plasma membrane. The transcript has 3 exons.